AUGUCUGGAGUGACAGUUGUGAGUGUGAAUGAAGGAGACGAUAGAACAGUUUCGGGGAUCAAUGGGAGAGGAAUCGCAGAGCAGCGUCCAACUCAACUUUCAUCAUUCCGUCAGCCUGACUCAAAACCACAACGUCAGUUUAUAACCGCGAAUGAUGUGCGCAAUUUGGUGUCGUCAAAUCCGGCUUCAGAUCAUAAUCAGUCAAGGAAUGAGACACCCAGUCUGACCAAUAUAUUGACGAAUCGUGAUGGUACAACGAGGCAUAAUGUUACAGACUUCGAAUAUUCCGAUUCAGACGGCUGUGCCACAAGUUUCAGUGAUCCUCCAAUUCAACCGAAAUGUUUCUAUGUCGGUGUCGUUCCUGCUUCAAUCGGAGGUGCCCUCGCCACCGUUUUUGUAACGAUUGCAAUCGCAAUUUAUCUUUUUAUCAUCCUUCAUGGACGGAGCGGACAUAAAGCUGGCCCAACGAGUUUUGGACUUAUUGGUACUGUCCUUCAUUUUGAGUCCCUCUGA
This is a messenger RNA of Anisakis simplex (herring worm), 513 nucleotides long. NCBI's taxonomy places the organism in Eukaryota, Metazoa, Nematoda, Chromadorea, Rhabditida, Anisakidae. The record is from the annotation of a GenBank genome assembly.